UCCUCGCUCUCCGCAGUGACUCGCGCGAGCUCCCAUCAUCACCGCUACACUGGUCUGGAUGAGCAGUGCAGCGACAUGGCUGUGAAUCUCAGCAAGAACAGACUGGCCCUCUUAACAGCCUACCAGGACGUGAUCAACGAGACGUCUUCGACCGACUGGGCAGUAUACACAUACGAAGACGACAGUAAUGACCUAAUCCUGUCUGCUUCAGGAGAUGGCGGCCUGGCAGAGAUUGCCGUCACCUUCGAUAUAACCCGGAUCAUGUACGGUUUCUGCAGCAUAAAAGAGCCCACAGUGACCCUGCCACGCUACGUCCUCAUCAACUGGGUUGGUGAAGAUGUGCCUGACGCCAGGAAGUGCACCUGCGCAAGCCACGUCGCCACCAUCGCCGAGUUUUUCCAGGUGGGUCUCGAAAAGGGCGUUGACGUCAUCAUCAAUGCCAGCAGCCUGGACGACAUCGACCCCUCACACAUUGGAAUGAGACUCACCAAUGGGACGGCUCCAGUGGCAAGCCCGGUUCUCAGCCGUCUGCGAAUGAAAGACGAGGAGAACGCGGAGAACGUUGGCACCACCUACCAGAAAACGAAUGCGGAGAUCGAGAUGAAGAAAAUCAAUCGAGAGGAGUUCUGGGAACAAGCCAGGCGAGAUGAGGAGAAGAGAAAGGAGGAGGAGAGGAGGAAGGCUACCGAGGAACAGCAACGCUUUGAAACAGAGAGGAUGGAGCUGGAGAAGAAAGAGCAGGAGGAACGUGAGAAAAAAUAUCGCGAGAGGGAGAAGCAGAUCGAGGAACACAGGAAGAAGAUGAAUGAGGAAGAGGAGGCCAAAGAGGGGUCCAGAAAUCAACCAUUGAUUACAGAAGCCAGCUCUGAUGAUCCAUCCCUGGAGAAGAAGGAAUCGGAGGUUGAGGAAGCAGCAGCCAUCAUCGCUCAGAGACCCGACAACCCUCGAGAGUUUUUUAAGCAGAGAGAGAGAGUGUUGGCCAACAGCGUGGACGUCUCACCCGUCGCCACCCACAGGACCGCGGUCCCGUCUCCAUCACCAGGCCGCUUGGACAGUCCAUUCUUGAGGCAGCAGCACAGUCCAUCCGAUUGCAGCCCAUCCCCCUCUCGCACCCCGCCCCAUAAGCGGCGGCAGCCAGGUUCACCUGGAAUUUUGGAGCGCAGCAUGACAACCGGAUGCACUCCGAUUCCCAAAAUCUCUAUUCAGGAGGAAAAGGAUGACUUUUUCCGAAAGGAGUUUGCCUUUGAAUCUCCAAAGCAAACCCCAACACAGGAGUCAGAAAUCAUCAAGACCCCUGAAAGCGUCCCGCCCCAGGUCAACACAGACGACGGCCUGCUAGACCUGUGGGACAGCGGUCCAGCACCUGCUACUGCUCCUUCCCAGGCCGCUCACAUCAUGGAUCUGAUGGAGGACACCCCAGAGCCUCAUCUAGCUGGCUCCUCCCCCAGCCUCCCGCAGCCGCUCAUGAGCUUCGACGAGGUACCUGAAGUCCCCUACUGCACCACCACAGAAGAUGAACCCUCCAGUCUGGUGGAUGUGGCCGGACCGGACCAGAUGACCCUGAGUUACCAGCAGGCCCUCCAGCAUGCGUCUGGGUCUGACAGUCAAGACAUGGAUGACGGACAGCUGCUGUUGACCAAUGGAGACUCGCUGCUCAAAGAAGGGACCCAGGCAAGUGAAGGCUAUUUCAGCCAAUCACAGGAGGAGGAUUUCGCCCAGUCAGAUGACUGCACUGCAAAAGUGAAUCCAACACCAGUCUUUUACAACAAACCACCAGAAAUCGACAUCACAUGCUGGGAUACAGACCCCGUGAUGGAAGAUGACGAUUAGGAGCGACACAGUGAAGAAACCCUACAGAAUGACAAACAUUACAGAAGUCUUGCAUCAAAAAUGUUUUAGCAAAAAAAAACGUUAGCCACCGAAGAAAAGGCCUCGGGUUAUUGUUAAAGAUGCCGGUGGGUAUGAGCACUCUCGGUUUGCGUGUGCGUGCGUGAAUGUGUUUCUUAUUUAUUUGGUUUCUAUUUUGUUGCUAUGCCGAGUAUAGCACAGUGUGUAUCUAGCGCUCACCUGUGACCUAUCGACUCCCUGUGCCCAACAGGUGUGUGUAGUAGCAGAUUUGGUUAUAUCACGUCUCUUUAAAUCAAGUUCUCUCAAGUUUACAGCUUCAUGGUUGUGAUCUUGGUUGAACUUCUCACCAAGGUUAAAUAUUCAGGCUGGUAAUAGUUGCUACGCAUGAGUGCUACGCCUAGACUCGGUUGGUCAGGGCCGGUUUAACCUUCUUAUUUAAGUCGAAAGGCAUGUCAGAACUAGAUUUUAGCUUUAGUUGAGUGCCACUCAGAUUUAGCAAACAAAAAUAAGACGGGGGUUUAUGUGAUUACAAAAACAAUUUUGUGUUGUGCCAAUUAUUUCCAGUUUGUUGACGUUGUUGGUGUAAGCCUUUUAGGACUUUAGCCAGGUGGAAUAUGUAUAUUUUGACUACAUAUGAGACAUUGUGUAUAAACAAUGGCAUUCAGAUUUUUCUUUUUUUCUUUUGGAACAACUGCAAUAGAUUUUGCUUUGAUUUGUUAUCAAACUUAGGCAAUAACAGUCGUACGUGACUAAGUUGGAACUUAUUUUUUGUUGUAUCGACCGGUGCGUUUGUGCGCGUGCAUAUGAUGUAAGCGCACGUAGUUUAACAGAAACAUUCAGCUGGAAGAGUUUUCCUCUAUUUUUCGGGAAGGUUAGGCCAACGAUGUACUCAACGCAAAACGAAACGCCUGCCAUCGCAAGUUUGUACUACCUACUUAACAUUCAUUUUAUAGUAAAGUUGUCAUAAUGCAACCUUCAAAUUUUUUGCCAUUAACACUUAGAUAUUACUCAGGUAGCUAGCUAACAACACACUAAACUUGCAUACCUAGAUUGUUUAUGUGGAUGCCUGCUAUAGCGCCCCUAGUGGCGGUACGGAGAAUGCAAUGCCUCUUUUGUGUUACAAAUUGCGUUUAUAUCAGCAUGCAGCGACUAGUGAAAUAAAGCUUGCGUGGUAAGAAGCGUUUGCAUUUGUGUAUUUGCAUAGAGUAUGUUACAGGCCUUAGUUUAUUUGAGACUUAGAAUUUUAAACAUGGUUUUAAAUUAACUUCAUGAUCCAACAUGAGGAAUUGUUUACUGUUAGUUCAUGUCAACAAAUACAACUUUAUGUGUCACCGAAAUCACUCAUCACACAUUCUCCCCAUCGUUUUAAUUGAGUAUUAUUAAUAUGAACAUGAUUGUAUUGUUUUAUUUCAGUCACCAUUGAAUUACAUCAGACUGAUAUGACCAGCAUGUUAUUGAUGUAUCACCAAUCAUUGUAAAACUUCCAAAUGAGAUCUGUAAGUUUGUAAGUUGUGUCUAUAACUAAGGUAAAAACAAAGAUAAUAGCAGGGACACAACCUGUGGUGGUCUAGGGGUCUGUAUGUUUCAAGGGCAUAUCUCUCAAACUCCAUGACCUGUCAUCUUUGUUUUACUGGCACACUGUCCUAGCCUCGACUGUUCUUCGUCUUCCUUUGUAUGAUCGUUUUAAAGGCCACGUCCUCGUUCAACCUUAUUAUAACAAAUUGUGUGACGAUGACUGUAUUGCAAAACAAGUGAAAGAAGCGAGCAAUAAGACUAAACCAAUGUAGUAUUGUUGUGUAAAUAGCUCUACUUUUGUGUGUUGAUUUUGUGCUCAUGUACACUGUACUACAGAGACUAACAUGUAUGGAUUCACGGGCCAACGGUCAACAGUUGGUAUGCGUUUGGACUGGGUUUCUUUGGUGAGACCAAAGAAGAGAUCGCUCAGUAUUUUUUUGGUGGGAGGUGACCUGCAUCUUUAACAGUAACUUUGCCCCUUUUGAGAUGACUUCAGUGUAACUCGUUCACCCUCCAACCUCCUCAGUAGUGAUUAUUAUUCUCUUUCGCCCUCAACUACUAGGAGAUUACUACAAUAAUACUACUACUAUAACUAUUAACACUUCUGUUCUACUCCCAACAUUUCUUCUGUGCCCCUGAAGCAAGGCUUAGCAACUCCUGAAAGUUCUCUCUCUCUCUCUCUGUUUUUUUUUUUUAUAAUAUUUUUUCCCCUCUUUCCCUUUCCGUCCGCUUCUCACACGCUGUUUUUGAAACAAGCACAAGAAUUUUGUGACAUGCCAUGUGCUUAUGUAUGUUAAUAAAAGACUUUAAAAUCC
This is a messenger RNA of Triplophysa dalaica, 4178 nucleotides long. RefSeq names its product drebrin 1 (gene dbn1). Gene Ontology annotation, biological process: regulation of actin filament polymerization; neuron projection morphogenesis; positive regulation of axon extension. The transcript is spliced from 15 exons. NCBI's taxonomy places the organism in Eukaryota, Metazoa, Chordata, Actinopteri, Cypriniformes, Nemacheilidae. The record is from RefSeq and is a predicted model, not a curated record. Gene Ontology annotation, cellular component: postsynaptic membrane; plasma membrane; site of polarized growth. Bases 76 to 1830 code for a protein of 584 amino acids. Gene Ontology annotation, molecular function: actin filament binding.